This is a messenger RNA of Erigeron canadensis, 330 nucleotides long. RefSeq names its product xylan glycosyltransferase MUCI21-like. Gene Ontology annotation, molecular function: glycosyltransferase activity. The coding region runs from base 1 to 330 and encodes 109 amino acids. The transcript has a single exon. The record is from RefSeq and is a predicted model, not a curated record. Lineage: Eukaryota; Viridiplantae; Streptophyta; Magnoliopsida; Asterales; Asteraceae.
AUGGUUCGAAUGAUGGAACAUAUAGGGUUUCAAGUGAUCGUCACGGAGAUAAAAGAUAUGUUUAAUCUGGAUAAGUUCACAAGAGUGGUCAACACAUGCAAGGUUAUGGUUGGUGCACAUGGUGCAGGUCUAACAAAUGGAGAAUUCUUACCUCAGGGGGCGGUGCUCAUCCAGGUUGUGCCUUAUUCACUCACAUGGGCCUCUGACACCUACUUUGGCCAGCCAGCACCAAAAAUGGGGUUAAAGUACUUGGAAUACAAAACUGUAACAGAGGAGAGCUCAUUGAUCGGUUCAUACAGACCAAACGAUCCUGUAAUUACUGAUCCUUAA